Solanum tuberosum (potato) is the source of this 2561-nucleotide messenger RNA. Its product is annotated as putative pentatricopeptide repeat-containing protein At3g15930. The transcript has a single exon. Gene Ontology annotation, biological process: RNA modification. The record is from RefSeq and is a predicted model, not a curated record. Lineage: Eukaryota; Viridiplantae; Streptophyta; Magnoliopsida; Solanales; Solanaceae. Gene Ontology annotation, molecular function: protein binding; RNA binding; zinc ion binding. The coding region runs from base 282 to 2540 and encodes 752 amino acids.
UAUACUUUAUCAACUGAAAACUGUAUUUUUUUUUUCCCGCUUUACUAUCGUAGUUACUGAAAAGAAAAAUAUUUCUGUGAAUCUAGGUACAGCUUUCAUAGGCUGUUAGAUUUUUGAAAGUUCAAAAUUGGAAUUGGUUGCGUUAAGCGAUUACACAUUAGAUUCUACUGAGGAAACGAGAUCUCUCGACCUUUUACCAGAAAAUGAUAUUUUCAUAUCUGUUUAGCUGUAAAAAAAAUAAAAAUCUAUUUAUGUGAUGUGUUUGAUAGUGAAAUCAGAAUAUGAUUAUGAUCUUAAGCUCUCUUAGGGGACUCUCUAACUUGACAUAUACUUUCAAUUUGGCUUUCCAUGGAAAAGGUGCUUCACAAUGUCCAAAUCAAGUUUUCCAGCUUGCUCAUCUUCAUUUGUCUCCAGAAAUCCAUUUACCCUUGCAGAGUCUCAUAGAAAGGUGCAAAUCCAUGGACCAACUUAGACAGAUUCACUCAGUAAUAAUCCAAAAAGGCCUUAUUUCUGAUCCUAAACUCUGCUCCAAUAUUAUAGCCUUUUGUUCUAAUAAUGAAUUAGGUGAUAUGAAAUAUGCUCGUUCUGUGUUUGACAUAAUGCCUGAACGAGGAGUUUUCAUUUGGAAUACAAUGAUCAAGGGCUAUUCAAGAGAAAAUAGUCCCCAAAAUGGAGUGUCAAUUUACCGAGAGAUGUUAAAUAACAAUGUACAACCAGAUAAUUAUACGUUUCCUUUCUUGCUCAAGGGUUUUACUCGUGAAGUAUCGUUAAAAUUGGGGAAAAGUAUGCAUGCUCAUGUAUGUAAAUUCGGGUUUGAGUUAAAUGAGUUUGUUCAUCAUGCUUUGAUUCAUGUGUACGGUUUGUGUGGGCAAGUUGAUAUGGCUCGUGGGGUAUUUGAUUUGAGUGCUAAAAGUGAUAUACUUAUUUGGAAUUCUAUGAUUUCGGGGUACAACAGGUCCAAGCAAUUUGGAGAGUCAAGGAAACUCUUCUAUGCAAUGGAGGAGAAGCAAUUGCAGCCUACUUCGGUAACUCUCAUCUCAGUGAUAUCAGCUCUUUCGCAGCUUAAGGAUUUAGAUACUAGCAACCGAGUUCAUCAAUAUGUUAAGGACUAUAAGGUACAGUCUAGUUUGGUGUUGGACAAUGCUAUAGUUGACCUGUAUGCGAGUUCUGGAAAGAUGGAUGUUGCACUUGGCCUAUUUCAGAGCAUGAAGCAUAAAGAUGUUAUAUCAUGGACCACAAUUGUCAAAGGUUUCGUUAACAUUGGACAAGUUAAUGUGGCUCGGAAAUAUUUUGAUCAGAUGCCAAAGAGGGAUAAUAUUUCUUGGACAGCGAUGAUGGAUGGAUAUGUCAAAGAAAACCGAUUUAAAGAUGUGUUGAUGCUCUUCCGUGAAAUGCAAGCAGCAAAGAUACGACCAGAUGAGUUCACUAUGGUUAGCAUCCUUACCACCUGUGCACAUCUUGGGGCUCUUGAACUUGGAGAGUGGAUCAAGACUUACAUUGACAAGAACAAAAUUAAGGUUGACGUACACCUCGGUAAUGCUGUCAUAGACAUGUACUUUAAGUGUGGGAAUGUGGAGAAGGCAUUGAUGAUGUUUACUCAAAUGCCUUGUAGGGACAAAUUCACGUGGACGGCCAUGAUUAUCGGUCUUGCAUCUAAUGGGCAUGAGAGAGAAGCUCUAGAUAUGUUCUUUGAGAUGCUGAGAGCUUCAGAAACACCAGAUGACGUGACUUACAUUGGUGUUCUUAGUGCUUGUACUCAUAUGGGUAUGGUAGACGAAGGAAAAAGCUUCUUCGCUAACAUGGCCUCUCAGCAUGGCAUUCAACCUAAUGUUAUACAUUAUGGCUGUCUGGUUGAUCUUCUUGGUCGAGCAGGGCGUUUGGAGGGAGCUUAUGAAGUUAUAAAGAGUAUGCCAGUGAAACCAAAUUCAAUUGUUUGGGGAGCUCUUCUUGGUGCUUGCAGAAUUCACAAGGAUGUUCAAAUGGCUGAAAUUGCAGCUCAACAACUUCUUCAGCUAGAGCCUGGAAACGGGGCUGUCUAUGUUCUCUUGUGUAAUAUAUAUGCAGCUUGCAAAAAAUGGGAUAACUUGCGCGAAACAAGAAGAAUAAUGACAGAUCGCGGGAUCAAGAAGACACCAGGUUGUAGUCUGAUAGAGAUGCAUGGAAUUGUUCAUGAAUUCGUUGCAGGGGAUCAGUCUCAUCCUCAAUCUAAAAGCAUAUAUUCGAAGUUGGCUGAGUUGAUUGGAGAAUUAAAAUUUUCCGGUUAUGUUCCAGAUACUUCAGAGGUUUCUCUUGACAUAGGAGAAGAUGAGAAAGAGAACUCCCUUAAUCGACACAGUGAGAAGUUGGCGAUUGCAUUUGCUCUAAUCAAUUCUGAACCUGGAUUCACUAUUAGGAUAGUGAAAAACCUUAGAAUAUGUACAGAUUGCCACCAUGUAGCAAAGUUAAUAUCGGAACGUUACAAUCGAAAACUAAUUAUUAGAGACAGGACCAGAUUCCACCAUUUUGUACAAGGUUCAUGCUCUUGUAAAGAUUAUUGGUGAUCCUCUAUCAUUUUCGUUUUA